CGGAUGGCGGAAGUGGCGGUGCCGCGGGCGGUGAUGGCGGCGGGGCCGGGCCGGGAUCCCCCGGGGAUGGCCCGGAAUUCCACGGGAACGGCCCGGAAUUCCGUGGGCAUGCUCCGAGCGCUGCUCGUGGCCGCGCUGGCGGCGGGUUCCUGCCAGGGGAACUCGGUGCACAGGAAGAUUUACAUCCCCCUGAACCACACAGCGCCCUGCGUGCGCCUGCUCAACGCCACGCACCAGAUCGGCUGCCAGUCCUCGCUGAGCGGGGACACGGGCGUGAUCCACGUGGUGGAGCAGGAGCAGGACCUGGAGUGGGCCCUGUCCAAGGGUCCCCACCCGCCCUACAUGGUCCUGCUGGACGGGAACCUCUUCUCCAGGGACGUUUUGAUGCAGCUGAAAGGAUCCUCCCGGAUUUCAGGCCUGGCCGUGGCCGCUGCCUCUCCCGCCCCUUCCCAAGGAUUUUCCCCAGGAUUGAAAUGUCCCAACGAUGGAUUUGGUGUAUAUUCAGACACCUACGGCCCUCAAUUUGCUCACUGCAACGGCUCCCAGUGGAACCCAGGUGGCUCCGGGGUCUCCUAUGAGGAUUUUCCCUUCCCCAUUUUCCUGCUGCAGGACGCCAACGAGACCCAGCUCAUCAAAGAGUGUUACCAAGCCCACAACGUGCCGGGCCCCGGGGGCUCAGCGCCGCAGUUCCCGCUGUGCGCCAUGCAGCUGCAGUCCCACAUGCACGCUGCAGCCAGCACCGUCACCUGCAUGCGCCGCAGCUCGCUGCAGAGCGCCUUCAGCAUCAACCCGGAGAUCGUGUGUGACCCCCUGCUGGAUUUCAAUGUCUGGAGCUCCCUCCAGCCCAUCAACGCCUCGGGGCGGCUGCAGCCCGAGCAGCGCGUGGUGCUGGCGGCCACCAGGGUGGACAGCCACUCGUUUUUCUGGAACGUGGCCCCGGGGGCCGAGGCCGCCGUCGGCUCCUUCGUGGCGCUGCUGGCGGCGGCGCAGGCCCUGCACGGAGCCCCCGGCGCCCAGAGCCUGCCCAAGAACGUGCUCUUCGUCUUCUUCCAGGGGGAGAGCUUUGAUUACAUCGGCAGCUCGCGCCUGGUGUUUGACAUGGAGCAGGAGAAGUUCCCGCUGCGCCUGGAGAACAUCGGCGCCUUCCUGGAGCUGGGACAGGUGUCCCUGAUGAACAAUUCCGAGCUCUGGAUGCACACGGAUCCCGUCUCCCGCCAGAACAAAUCCGUGGAUGAGCAGGUCGAGCGGCUCCUGUCCGCGCUCCGGAACUCCAGUUCCAGCUCCGGGGUUUCCCUGCAGGAGCCGGACGUGUCCCAGCCCCUCCCGCCCUCGUCAUUCCAGAGGUUCCUGAGGUCCCGGAGCAUCCCGGGGGCGGUGCUGAGCGACCACCGGGCGGGAUUCCGGAACAGGUACUUCCAGAGCAUCUACGACACGGCCGAGAACAUCGGGCUGCGUUAUCCCGAGGGAAUGAGCCCCGAGGAGCAGCUGGAGCACGUCACCGACACCGCCAAGGCCCUGGCCAAGGUGGGCACGCUGGUGGCCCGGGCUCUGUUCUCCCUGGCCGGGGGACAAAACGGAACCGAGAACAUCCAGGCGGAUGAGAAAACGGUCGCUCGGCUGCUCUUUGGGUUCCUGCUCAACUCCAACAACUCCUGGUUCCAGUCCCUGAUCAAACCCGACCAGAAGGGAAUCCUGGGCCCGUUUCCCCAGCACUACGUGGCCGUGUCCAGCCCCACCAACACGACGCAGCUGCUGCAGGCGGUGCUGGGGAACCUGACCGGGAUCAGCGCCAACCUGAGCCGGGAGCAGUGCCAGAACCCCGGGAAAACGCCCGGAACCAUGCCCGAGCUGUACGAGUACUGGUGGGUGCAGGGCCCCCUGGACGGCAAUUCCUCGUCCCGCGUUCCCGGCUGCGUCCGCUCCGGUGUCCGUCUGUCCCCGGCGCUGUCCCCGGCCUUCGAGCUGCGCCGCUGGGAUUCCCGGGAAUUCUCCACGUGGACCGAGAGCCGCUGGAAGGACAUCAGGGCCCGGAUCUUCCUGGUGGCCAGCAGGGAGCUGGAGCUGCUGACGCUGGCGCUGGGGGUGCUGGUGCUGCUCCUGUCCCUGCUCGGCACCUUCCUCAUCAACUCCAAGGCCUCGCUGCUCUUUGGGAUCCCGGCCCCUCCCGGCUCCUCUGGGUACUGAAAAUCCCGGAAAAAACGCCUGGAAAACCCGGGAAAACUGCCUGGAAAAAUUCUGGGAAAACAGCCAGGAAAAUUCAGGAAAACUGCCUGGGAAAUCCCAGAAAAACUGCCUGGAAAAUCCCGGAGAAAAUCCCAGAAAACCACCUGGAAAAUUCAGGAAAAACAUCCUGGGAAGUUCAGGGAAGACUUCUUUGAAAAUUCCAGAAGACUGCCUGGAAAAAUCCAGGAAAAGCUUCCGGGAAAAUCCCAGGGAAACCUCCUGGGAAAAUCCCAGAAAACCACCUGGAAAAAUACCAGAAAAACUUCCUGGAAAAUUCAGGAAAAUCUCCUGGAAAAUGCAGGAAAAACAUCCUGGAAAAUCUGGGGAAAACCGCCUGGAAAAUCCGGGGAAACCUCCAGGAAAAUCUGGGAAAACCACCUGAAAAAUCUGGGAAAAACCUCCUGGAAAAUCCGGGGGAACUUCCAGAAAAUCCUCGACAGGGAAUUCCCCCAGAGCUGGAAAUGCCAGAGGUGUUCCAGGGAAAUUCCCAAAAUUCCAGGUGGGAUCGAUGUCCUGGGUGGGAAAUUCCCCAAAUUCCCAAUUGGAUUCGAUGCCCUGAGUGGGAAAUUCUCAUUUGGAUUCGAUGCCCUCAGUGAGAAAUUCCCAAUAUAUUCCAAGAAUUCCCAGUUGGACCCAUCCUGUUUCCGAGGGUGGAGCUUUUUGGGAAUCGUGAGGAAUUCCAAAGGGUCCGGGAAUGUCCCAAUGGAAAAUAUCCCUUUUUUUUUUCCCUGGGAUUUGUAAAUAUUAUAAAUAAAUCCGUGGAAUUCCCAAGGAAA
This is a messenger RNA of Melospiza georgiana, 2999 nucleotides long. RefSeq names its product nicastrin (gene NCSTN). Gene Ontology annotation, biological process: protein processing; Notch receptor processing. Bases 4 to 2184 code for a protein of 726 amino acids. The transcript has 17 exons. Gene Ontology annotation, cellular component: membrane. Lineage: Eukaryota; Metazoa; Chordata; Aves; Passeriformes; Passerellidae. The record is from RefSeq and is a predicted model, not a curated record.